AUGUCGCUUCAAAUCAGUCUCGCUGCAAAAGGACUUCUGCAGAAAGUCGCGGCGCCUGCAGCCACUUCAGCUGCUUAUUAUCAUGAAAAGGUCAUCGAUCACUACGAAAACCCCCGAAACGUCGGCUCGCUGAACAAAAACGACAAGAACGUCGGCACGGGAAUCGUCGGCGCGCCAGCUUGCGGCGACGUCAUGAAACUUCAGAUUCGCGUUGACGAUAACGGAAAAAUCGUCGAAGCCAAAUUCAAGACGUUCGGAUGUGGCAGCGCCAUCGCCAGCUCCUCUCUGGCCACUGAAUGGAUCAAUGGAAAGACCAUUGAGUACGCGUCGAAGAUCAAGAACGAUGAGAUUGCCAAGGAGUUGUGCUUGCCGCCAGUCAAACUUCAUUGUUCAAUGCUCGCCCAGGACGCGAUCCAGGCCGCUCUCAAGGACUAUCAGAAGAAGCAGAAGAAGGAGGCCUAA
Messenger RNA from Caenorhabditis briggsae, 462 nucleotides. Bases 1 to 462 code for a protein of 153 amino acids. The record is from RefSeq and is a predicted model, not a curated record. Gene Ontology annotation, biological process: iron-sulfur cluster assembly; intracellular iron ion homeostasis. NCBI's taxonomy places the organism in Eukaryota, Metazoa, Nematoda, Chromadorea, Rhabditida, Rhabditidae. Gene Ontology annotation, molecular function: 2 iron, 2 sulfur cluster binding; ferrous iron binding. Gene Ontology annotation, cellular component: cytoplasm; mitochondrial matrix. The transcript is spliced from 3 exons.